ACCCGGAAGUCAAGUCAAGAACUCUAUUACAUUCUUGAGCGAAGCUUGAAGGGUAGCGUAUACGCGAAGGAAGUUUACUGCUCUUCAAAUUAAGGAUUAUUCAACGUCUAAUCCACACCAGAUUCAAAUAAAUGACUUGGAUUAGUUGAAAUUGGACAUAAUCUUUGAAGCGACGGAAAUAUGAGUGUACAGGCAGAUAAGGAAGACGGGAAACAUGACAGAGUAUGAGUGCGCGUUGACUCGUGCUGUGCUGAAAGUCACUGUGCCACUUUGGACCGUAACACCUAUAUCGCAAUCCUGAAACGUGGAAUAUGUCUUAUUUUCACCUUCUGUUAAUUUAAUGGUACAAAUUUCUUUUACUUUUGUAACAACUGACUGAAAAAUAUCAUGCGAAGCAUGUGAAAAAAAAAUCAAAGAUCUACAAGACUCUUCUUGGCCAUCCAUCCAUCAAACCUUCCUGUUCUAAAUGCCCGCUUUAUAUCUCCAUCCAUUUCUUCCUUCCUGAAUCCUCUGUCCCAUCCCGCAUCAGGCCAUGCUCCCCAAGAGAAGUUCUCUUAUUAUUUUUGGUGCUUUCAUAUUUGUAGCUUGGAAUGUCAUUCUUAUAUUUGUCUUCAUGAGACGCCCUUCCAGUCAAGGGUCUCUGGACAGCCAUGGGGAACCUGGUAACACAGGGGACGAAGCCGGAGGAGGCAAGUUCGCAUAUAUAAUGAAUGAGGUGAUGCGCGUAGCCGAUGCAUUUGAAGCUGAACUUGAAUCGCAGAGGAAGAUCCUAUUGCAAAUCCAGAACCAGUGGUCAGUUUGGGAGAACAAAAGCGGUGAGACAGCUGCUAAUCAAAAUGUAGAACAUUCAUCUCCGGUGGUCAUCCCUAUUUUAGUCAUUGCCUGUAAUCGUGUGACCGUGAAACGCUGUCUUGACAAACUCUUUGAGCACCGACCGUCGGCCGAGCUCUACCCAAUCAUAGUGAGCCAGGACUGCGGACACGCAGAAACAUCUGAUGUGAUCGCCUCGUAUGGCAGUCAGCUGACCCAUAUCAAACAGCCUGAUCUUUCAGAUAUCUCAGUACCCACACAGCAUAAGAAGUUCCAGGGUUACUACAAAAUCUCGCGGCAUUACCGUUGGGCGCUCAACCAGGUUUUCAACACCUUUUCGUACUCAACGGUUGUCCUUGUGGAGGAUGAUCUGGAGGUGUCCUCUGAUUUUUUUGAGUACUUCAGAUCGCUUCAUCCAAUUUUAAAAUCAGACCCAACUCUGUGGUGCGUGUCUGCCUGGAAUGACAAUGGCCGGGAAGGAUUUGUGGACCCUGGAAAAGCGAGCCUGUUGUACAGGACAGAUUUUUUCCCAGGCUUGGGCUGGAUGCUCACAAAGGACCUCUGGGCAGAGCUUGAGCCAAAAUGGCCAGCUUCAUUUUGGGAUGACUGGAUGCGGCACCCCGAUCAACGCAGAGACAGGUCUUGCAUCAGGCCAGAAAUUUCCAGAACUUUAACAUUCGGCAGGAAGGGUGUGAGUUUGGGGCAGUUUUACGACAAGUACCUCCGCUUUAUCAAGCUCAAUACUGAAUUUGUGCCUUUUACAAAAAUGGACCUGUCUUAUUUAGAAAAGAAUAAAUAUGAUGAGAGCUUUGAGAAGGAGGUUUACGGUGCUCCGGUUGUCACCGUGGAAGAUUUGCAGAGUGGGAAACUGUCUGGGUCUGGCCCCUUUCGGGUGCAGUAUUCUAGUCCUGAUCGUUUUAAAACAUUGGCUCGCAGUCUUGGCGUAAUGGACGACCUGAAGUCAGGAGUCCCACGAGCUGGGUAUAGAGGUGCUGUUAGUUUCCUUUUUCGUGGAAAGAGAGUCUAUUUAGCUCCACCUGCUGGUUGGAGUCAAUAUGACCCAAGCUGGAGUUGAGGUGGGCUGUGCCUACCUCACAAGAUUUAUUUUUUAAGGUACAUAAAAAUUUACAUACAAAUAAUAUAGCAUGUUAUCUGUUACCAUCAUUCCCUUCACAUCAUUCAUGAGAGUAAUUGUCUUAAAAUUCCAUUGUGCUGCUUUAUGAUGGAAAAACUUCCAGAGGGGUUUCAGGAUGAAGAUAAUAUGAUGCCAAAGACAAUAACAGAUUAAUUGAUCACUCAGAUUUUUUCCUCAGGUUUCAUUAUGUGUUUAUAUAAUGUCAACUAGGAUUUACGUGAGAACUUUGAUUAGUCGCUUCAUUAAACUGACAGAUUAAACUGAAAUCUUAUACUGACCAGCUAUACAUUUGUCACACAAAGAAUAUUUGUUUAGGAACGGAAAAUUAGGGUGAAAUAUGAUAAAAAAAAGUAACGUUUUUUUUUUUUAAAUUGUGAAUACUGCUCUAAGUGCCUUUAAAUAUAGGAUGUUUUGAUUCACUUCUGUGUACUGUCUUUAUUAUUAAAUCAUGUGUAUGGUUCAUUGUGAUUGGAAUAUGUUGAGAAAAAACAUGAUUAUGUUUUGUGUUUUACUUAUAUACUGGUAUUUUUGAGAGGAAAAUAAAUGUUUUGUUAAAUUUAA
Molecule: messenger RNA, 2506 nt
Organism: Rhinichthys klamathensis goyatoka
Lineage: Eukaryota; Metazoa; Chordata; Actinopteri; Cypriniformes; Leuciscidae
Gene: mgat1a
Product: alpha-1,3-mannosyl-glycoprotein 2-beta-N-acetylglucosaminyltransferase a
Exons: 3
Coding region: 533-1885 (450 amino acids)
Biological process (GO): protein N-linked glycosylation
Cellular component (GO): Golgi apparatus
Molecular function (GO): alpha-1,3-mannosylglycoprotein 2-beta-N-acetylglucosaminyltransferase activity
Source: RefSeq, a predicted model, not a curated record